AUGCCGGGAAAAGUGUCCACUCGACACCAAGUUCUGACCUCAGGAACCACACGGCGAGCUACCACAUCUCAAGAACUGCAAGAGCCGCCUCAUUUUGCUAAGUACGCAUCGAGUUCUGUUCACUUGUUCAUGGAAACUUUGCCGAGGCAACUCCAAGAUGGCGAGGCUCAAGCGUUUCGUCAUCUCGCCCAUAGUAUCGUCUCUCGAACAUUAGCGCAUGAGAGCGAGUAUCGUCGCAUGCAAUGUCCGAACUUAGACGUACGUGAUUGGAAGCUGUUAAAGCGUCAGGACGAGCUCAGUGUCUACAAGCGAAAAAAAUCUCAAACAGCAAAGAUUAGCAGAUCCACUACACAAACUAAUCGACCUAUGGUUCUCUGUGUCGGUUCGCUUGAUGGAGACCUUGAAGACAUUCUCUACGGAUUUCAUUCUAAGACUGGUGAAGAGAUGCAGAUGACGUUGCCGUAUUUAGUCAAAGAAGAGGUUGAAUGUGCAGUACUCGCGUUGAUCGAAGAAGGAUCAUCGAUUGACCCGUACCAUCAACUCUCUCUUAAGUGGCAUCUUGCUGACGCUUUCUCGGGGACAAAGUUGAUGAAACCUCGCGAUUUAUGCACGCUUGAAUCAAAAGGGAUCAGUAUCGAUGCUCACGGUGAGCGUUACGGGUACUACGUGCUUCAAAGUGUGGACUUUACUGAUUGUCCAAUCCCCUCUGACAGUGGCGAUGUCAUUCGAGCUCAUGUGAUGUUCUGUUGUAUCUACCGUCAGACUCCGAAUUCACAGCGUGUGGACGUGUACAGCAAAGGAAUGUUUGAUUUGGGGGGUGACAUCCCAUCGUUUCUCGUGUAUAACACAUCGUGCUCUUUAAUGCUCUCGGUACUCGGAGCCAUGGAAUGUGCCGAAACUAAGCGACUUACGCUUUUAGCUCUCAAACUACAAACGAAUCAAGCAACUUCAUCAUUGAUUCAUGAUUUGUCCACUCGAUCGUUAGAGAAUUUUGAGGUAUCGAGCGAUGUGACAAAUUUCGGGUAUUCGAAUUCGACCCCUGAUGAUACUAUCAACACCCAAACUACAAUGCCUCAGUCUCUCACUCGUUUGCUUUCUAAAGGCAAUCGGAAAACGCGAUCUAGACGACAAACGUCAGCCGAGCCGUGUUGCGUGUGCAACAAGAAACCAAUGGCAUCGAUCGUUGGAGCGACUCAUCGCAUCUGUGGUGUUUGUCUUCGAGGGGUUUGCAAUAAGUGCCAUGUCAAGCGCAAACUUUUUAUCCGUUCUCAAUCAGUGCUCGUGGUAUGUUGCAAAUCGUGUUUGCUGGAAGCCAAACAAUUAAAAGUGGAUCCUCAAGCUCCAUGCCCCGUGCUUCCUUAA
Messenger RNA from Plasmopara halstedii, 1362 nucleotides. Its product is annotated as Zinc finger, RING/FYVE/PHD-type. The transcript has a single exon. NCBI's taxonomy places the organism in Eukaryota, Oomycota, Peronosporomycetes, Peronosporales, Peronosporaceae. The record is from RefSeq and is a predicted model, not a curated record. The coding region runs from base 1 to 1362 and encodes 453 amino acids.